CCCGGAUAUGCAAUGACAAUGGCUGUUGUAAGUAAUAAUUCUUCAAAAUUGUCACUUACCCGUUUAAACCGUCUUAUUGAGAAAAGACAAAAAUAGAUGGAGCUAUCUGCAAGGCGGGUGACUACCGGAACUAUCCGCUUGAUUUACGCGGUGUUUUAUGCAUUUUUACUUGCUUAUGGAUUUCAAAUCGGCAGCCGGGCAUACACAAGCAUUGCCGAAGCUCUUAAAUCUACCACCGCCAGCAGCAAUCCACCAGAAGAGCAAUCAGACGAUCUAUGUGGUCAGAACCCAAUUUCUCAAUGGUUUUAUAUACCAAUGUUACCGCUGCUGAGUAUCUCGAUUGGUAUGUCCUAUGGAUCUUCUAUAAGACAAUCGUAUGCCCAGCUCGGGGGCGCCAUCAUUGGUUUUUGCCUUUGUUAUUUUAUGAACAAGAUCGUUUCAGACCCACCCAUUGUCGAGAGCACUGCAGCAUUUGCUGUGGGCUUGUAUUCCCACUUUGUUUUAAAGCUGACUGGAGAACCGCCACUGAUCUCAAUGGCAGUAGGCAUUACAUUGCUCGUGCCAGGCAGUAUUGGUGUCAAAGGCGCUUACGCUCUACUGCAUCAGGAAGAUACUAGUCAAAUGUUGUUCCCAAUCAAAAUGUUGACAGUUGCACUGGGAUUAGCAGCUGGCUUAUUCGCAUCGGCAAUGAUUGUUUAUCCAACAGGCAAGAGACGCACCUUGUUGUUAUCAUUCUAAAUAAGUUCCCGUUAGAAUUGCGGGGUUGUCAUUCGUUAUUGUUUAUUAUGCGACAUGGGUUUGAUGUACUAUUUACUUGUUUUUGGAAAAUAAUGGAUUAUUGUACGACUAGCAAAAUUCUGUUUCACAACACCCGACAUUGAAAUCAAUCGACCCAAAUUUUUGUAUUUAUUGCUUUUUCUUUUGCCGAAAACCAUAUAAGUUUACCAAACAAAUGGACGGCGGU
Molecule: messenger RNA, 964 nt
Organism: Zychaea mexicana
Lineage: Eukaryota; Fungi; Mucoromycota; Mucoromycetes; Mucorales; Lichtheimiaceae
Exons: 2
Coding region: 97-738 (213 amino acids)
Source: RefSeq, a predicted model, not a curated record